Cyphellophora attinorum is the source of this 795-nucleotide messenger RNA. RefSeq names its product putative carboxymethylenebutenolidase. Lineage: Eukaryota; Fungi; Ascomycota; Eurotiomycetes; Chaetothyriales; Cyphellophoraceae. The transcript has 4 exons. The record is from RefSeq and is a predicted model, not a curated record. The coding region runs from base 1 to 795 and encodes 264 amino acids. Gene Ontology annotation, molecular function: hydrolase activity.
AUGUUGAUCCAAGAAAGCCACAAAGAUGUGGCCACCAAGGCUGAUGGCUCGGGGACUAUGCGCAUAUUCAUCUUCCACCCAAGCAUAGCGGGCUAUCCUCAUGCGAAGUUUCCAGGUGUUGUAGUCUUCAGCGAGAUAUAUCAAGGUCUGGUUCACAGAUCGCCGGACAGCUACAUCGUCGCCGCACCCUCCUCUUACCACGAAUUCACUGGGCCGGAACCACUCGCCUACGACGGACCCGGCACCGAUGCUGGCAACGAGUGGAAGAUCGCCAAGAAGGUCGCGGCCUAUGAUGAAGAUGCCGAGCUCUCAGUCACCACGCUGCUCUCGUUGAAGACAUGCAAUGGCCGCAUCGGCGCCACGGGAAUGUGUCUCGGCGGACACCUUGCCUUUCGCUGCGCGCUGGACGCAAGAGUAUCAGCUGCGGUCUGCUACUUCGCGACGGACAUUCACUCGCAUUCGUUGGGUAAGGGCAAGGAGGAUGACAGCUUGAAAAGGGUCGGGGAUAUCAAGGGCGAGUUGGUCAUGAUCUUUGGCAAGAGUGAUAAUCAUGUUCCGCCGGAUGGGCGGGAUCUGAUUAGGAAGACACUGCAUGAGGCGGCUACGAACUUCUCGUGGUAUGAGGUGUUCGGAGCACAGCAUGCGUUCAUUAGGGACGAAUUGAGCAAGGGAAGAUAUGAUCCUGCGAUUUCUAAGGUUUGUUUCGAGAUGUUGUUGGAGGUUUUCGAAAGGAGGCUGAAGAUUGAUCUGGGCGAGCACAGUGGCGAGAAACUGGUCGUGGAAGACGUCUGUUGA